UCAUUUGUUGCCAACACGACUUCGGAAACAUCGCAGCUUUCGGAGGAAGAUACGAAUUCAUUAAAUAUGAGCAUCAGCAGGUGUCGUGUGCAGCUGGGGAGUCUGCUCCUCCUCCUCCUCCUCUUCCUCCUGCCCUGCUCCCAGGUCUCCGCUCACACUCAGGUGAAUCCACUGCAGGACCAGCAACAUCAUCACCAGCAGCCGCCGGUUGAAGGAGGGGAUCACGCCGCUCAUCACGGCCGCCUGGACAAAAACAUGGUGCAGGACAAAGACCACAUCAUGGAGCACUUGGAGGGGGUGAUAGACAAGCCGGAGAAGGAAAUGACCCCCCAGGAGAUGCAGCUGCACUACUUCAAAAUGCACGAUUAUGAUGGAAACAACCUGCUGGACGGGCUGGAGUUGGCCACAGCGAUCUCGCAUGUACACAGGGAGGAAAAAGGAGAGAACAGCCAGCCGUUGAAGGAGGAGGACCUCAUCGCCCUGAUCGACGACGUUCUGAAGGACGACGACAAAAACAACGACGGCUACAUCGAUUACGCAGAGUUCGCCAAGUCGCUGGAGUAGAAGCCUGCAUGGAGGAGGAGGGUGACUGCUGAGCCAAACUGAGAGCAGGGACCACUUUGUUUUCCCCCCUGCGAUCAACCAAUCACAAAUCAUUUGUGACAGUUUGUUUUUGGAGCUUCUGAAGCUAAACUGAAUUCAUUUAAUGAGCAGCUAAAAAAAAAAAACAACUAAAGAUUCCUCUUCUUUUACUUUCUGGUGUUUAACAGCUGACAAAGGAACUCGGUGGAGUCCUUUAAUUUAAAUGAAAUCAUUUUAAAGGCUUGGUUCAAACGAAGCACAACCUUCUGCUCAUCGCGCUGAAGCAGCCAGCGUCACACUGAAGACAUGAGACUUUAAAAAAAAAAAAAAAAACAACCUAAACUGGCCUUUUAAUUUCUCCCGACGUCUCACACUGAAGUUAAACCGUGGGCGUCGCUGCUGCUCGCUGUCUGAAGCUCCUCGUGGACCAAACUGUCCCGUCUGCUGCUCUGAGACGAGCGAGGUGGAGGUGGAGGUGGAGGUGGAGGCGGAGGCGGAGGUCCGGCCCCCGUGAAAACAGAAGUGUCCUUAACUCGAGCAGCUCCGCUCCGGCUGAAUGUGUCCAGCAGCUUCUUCCCUUCCUCACAUCAGAACGGUGAUGACUGAACCACGAAACAAGCCGAUUAUCACCUUCAGCGACCGGCCUGCUCAUACUUGACCUUAAUAAGAAUGUCUUCAAGUCAGAUUUUCUUUCAUAUUUUACAUGAAUAAUGUCAGAGUUUCCAAAAAUGCUUAAAGUAAAUUGAUGUUAUGGUUAGUUGGACUUUGAAAGGUAGACACAAAUUUGUAUGACUUCCUUCUUCUGAAGUGUUUAUCAUCAAACUUUCAAGGAUUUUUUUUUCCCAUCCGUAACAGAUCCUGACAUCUGAGAAAAUACAGCAUAAUGUAAGCUCUGAGUAGUCACACUGAUCCACGUCUCAUUUUGAUAUAUUAGCAUUUCAGUCUCGCAUUGCAGCGCAACAAAGUGUGAAAACGAUGUUUCAGAGUGGUUAAAAUUACUUGAUUUAUAAAAAGAAAUAAGUUCAAAUUCAUGUGACCUGAAUGAACAAGUUUGUUUUCUAAAUUUCUAAUAAUUAGGCCAUAAAAAAGAGACAAAAUAAUAAUUUUCCCCCUUUAUUUCUACGCUUUCUGCAAAAAUCCUUAAAGGUAGAAUGAAGAAUAUUUUAGUUAAGGAGACUAUCACAUCCAACAUUAUGUGAUCUGAGUCAAGUCGUGACCUGCAGUACAUUUUUUCACCACAAGGUGGUGUUGUGAGUCCUAGAGUGACUCAACACUGCCCCCUAAUGUCCAGCAGCGGUAUGAGCCAAAUGUGACGUGUUGCCCGUUUAAAUACAAAUGCAUUAACAAUAGCUUUACUAUAUUUUUAUAUAUAAGCCAAUGUUGGAGGUAAAAGAUAAAGACUAAGAGGAGGCACAUACAGACUCUAUAAACCAGCAGUGACGUUGACAUGAUUCCUAACCUGUGUCUCCUUUGCCUCAUUAAAGCACUUGAACUCAGCGCGCUUUAGCGUCGUCGGAUGUAUUUGCUGCCUUUGUGGAUGGAGAAGAAAAAAAAACACAUCAGGUCAAGAUUGUUGAAUCCAUCUGUGAUGCUUUUUUCAUACAGAUGAUUUUUUUUUUUUUUUUUACAUUACUCGCCAUCCAGUGUUACUUGUUCAGUCUUGUCAGGUUGUGGAUGCAAAUAUUUAACAAGCAUAACGGAUGCGACAGUGUUGUCUCUGGAGUGUGCAAUAUUAAAGAGAAAUCUACUGUAAUCUA
Salarias fasciatus (jewelled blenny) is the source of this 2339-nucleotide messenger RNA. RefSeq names its product multiple coagulation factor deficiency 2, ER cargo receptor complex subunit (gene mcfd2). The record is from RefSeq and is a predicted model, not a curated record. Gene Ontology annotation, molecular function: calcium ion binding. The transcript is spliced from 4 exons. The coding region runs from base 67 to 564 and encodes 165 amino acids. NCBI's taxonomy places the organism in Eukaryota, Metazoa, Chordata, Actinopteri, Blenniiformes, Blenniidae.